AUGUUCAAGAAAGAUAUAACCUCGGGCGCCAAAUCCAAAGUAAAAUCCAGCGCCCAGCGCGCCAUCCGCUCCAAAGUCCUCGAGUCCUACCCCAAGCUAGAACCUUACAUCGAAGACAUUCUCCCUAAGAAGGAGCAACUAGACCUUGUCAAGCUGCCGGACCGCGUCUCGCUCUACACUUUGCAUGGCACGCCGCUAUUCUUCCAACACAUGGACGACGCCAUCCUCCCACAUCUAACCCUCGUACACAAAUACCCCCACGCAUUCAACCGCCUACGUAUCGAUCGCGGCGCUAUCCGCUUCGUUCUCUCGGGUGCUACGCUUAUGGCUCCGGGACUCACUUCGCCAGGAGGAAGAAUACCAGACGCCAGCUUGUCCGCGGAAGACAAGGAAGUGUAUGGUGAGCAAGACUUGGAGCCGGGAAGUGCGGUGGUAAUUGAAGCCGAGGGGAAGGAUACGGCUUGCAUGGUGGGUGUGUUGAAGAUGGGUACGAAGGAGAUGAAGGAGGUAAAGAAGGGACAAGCGUGCGAGGCGGGACAUUAUUUGGGGGAUGGGCUUUGGGCAUUGAAGUUGGAUUGA
Messenger RNA from Cucurbitaria berberidis CBS 394.84, 579 nucleotides. RefSeq lists its product as uncharacterized. The transcript is spliced from 2 exons. Gene Ontology annotation, molecular function: RNA binding. Bases 1 to 579 code for a protein of 192 amino acids. The record is from RefSeq and is a predicted model, not a curated record. Lineage: Eukaryota; Fungi; Ascomycota; Dothideomycetes; Pleosporales; Cucurbitariaceae. Gene Ontology annotation, biological process: formation of translation preinitiation complex.